AAGACGGAUCAUCUCAUUGCGCGAAGCUAUUCAGCAACUGUCGGCAAAAAUGUCUGCUACGGCGGGUGCAGGCGGUUGUGGACCCGGUCCAGGACCCAAUUCGGGUGCCGGGACAGCGGCUUCAAACCCACGAAAGUUUAGCGAGAAAAUAGCUCUUCAUACCCAACGUCAGGCCGAGGAGACUGCUGCUUUUCAGGAGGUUAUGAUGGACAUCACUUCUACGAGGAUACAGGCUCAAAAAGUGCGCUUGGCCAGAACGCAGGGUCCGUACUACGGCGGCUCCCUACCCAACGUCAAUCAGAUCGGCAGAAACACGGGGGACUUUCAAGGGUCGUUCCAUUCUAACUUGGACUCGAGCCGCUCCACGAGACACCAUGGCCUGGUGGAGAGAGUCCAGAGAGACCGCAGGUUCAUCUCCCCUGUGCGUCCCUACAGGAGACAAGUGGACAGCUCUCCGUACAACUCUGCCUACCUGUCCCCUCCCCCAGACCCCAGCUGGAGAAGGAACUGGUCCGGCAACUUCCCUGGGGACAAAAGCCAGUUGUUUCGGCUGCCCACCACAGCACUCAACAGGACAAACUCUGACUCGGCACUCCACACCAGCGUGAUGAACCCGCCUGCAGGGGACCCCUUCAACGCCGGCCACAGCCUCACCCACCAGGGCAGACACACCGGUCAGGGAGAGGGAGAGGGCCGAAGAAUGUUCCCUUACCCGGUUCCCCCCAUAGAAGAGAAUGUUCUAGACGAGGGCAAACUCCUCAAGCCUUGGGACACGAAAAAAUUGCCGCUCCUCUCGUCACGUCCCAAAUCCUGUGAAGUUCCUGGCAUCAAUAUCUUCCCCUCCCCGGACCAGCAGUCCAGUACGCCCCACGUCCCCUCAGCCCUGAACACGGGCGGCUCUCUGCCGGACCUAUCCAGUUUGCACUUCCCCUCGCCACUGCCCACGCCGCUGGACCCGGACGAGCCUGGCUACCCCUCGUCCCUGAGCGGCGGCAGCAGCACAGGCAACCUGGCCUCCACCCUCACCCAGCUGGGCAUCAACGCCAGCAGCUUCCACCACUCACCAGGUCUCCUGGCAUCUCUUCAGGGAACACUCAGUAACCCCUCUCUGCAGUCAUCACUAAGCAACCCAAACAUCCAAUCAUCUCUUAGCAGCCACUCCUUUCCCAACUCCCUCAGCUCCACCUCCCUACACUCGUCCCUGAGCAACCCCUCCCUCCAGUCCUCCCUCAGCUCCUCCCCCUCCCUCCAGUCCUCCCUCAGCAACCAAUCCCUGCACUCCUCUCUCAGCAACUCCUCCCUGAGUGGCCAGUCGCUCCAGUCAGCGGCCAGUAACCCCAGCUACAGUAGUGGAGUGGGUGGGUCCGGCUCCUGCUCCUCCUCCUAUUCACCAAUGCUUACUGGCCAGGGCCAGCCGCCACUCAGCACAUCUCCAAGGAGGCGGGCCCAGCUCUCCCCUUUGAUCUUACCCAUGGGAGGGGAGUCUCGGAGGCACCAUUCCAAACAGUUUUCGCCAACCAUCUCUCCCACCUUGUCCUCCAUCACACAGGGCGUUCCUCUGGACACCAGCAAACUGCCCAUGGACCAGAGACUACCCCCUUAUCCCUUCAGCCAGUCCCAGCAGCACCAGCCGGCUCCUCCAGGCUCCCACCAGGUCCAGCAGUCCGGCCUGCCCGCCUCCCAGACAGGCCAGCAGACCUCCAUGGCCAUGCACCCAGCAGGCCAGCAACAGCAGCAGCAGAACCCGCACCACCACCACCACCAACAGCAGCUGCACUCACCACACCAGCGCCACCAAGCGCACCAGCAGCUGCACCUGCACAACCUCCGCAACAGUCAGAACCAGCACGGGCAGCAGCACAUGGGCACGCAGCAGCAGCAUCAACAACAGCAGCAGCAACAACAGCAGCAACAACAGCAGCAGCAACAGCAGCAGCAACAACAGCAGCAGCAACAGCAGCAGCAGCAACAACAGCAGCAACAGCAGCAGCAGCAGCAGCAACUCCCACUGUCUAACAUGAAUGCCAUGUCCCAGUUCAACAUGGAUACCCAGGGGGAAGGCCUGUCAUUCAGCCACGCUCUGGGCUUCGGCUCCAUGGCAGGGAAGGGCCAGGAGGGCCCCUACUCCUCCAACCAGGGCUCUCUGGAUCCAGGGGACCAGCAGCUCCUCAACAACCAGAACCAGAACUACGGGGGCGAGGGGCGGCACAACGUUCCCAACAUCAUACUCACCGGAGACUCUCCUCCAGGCCUGUCCAAGGAGAUCGCCAGUGUCCUCUCCCAUGUCCCAGGCUUUGAGAUGGACCCGUUCUCCCUGGACGACCCCCUCAGGAUGGAUCCCCUGGCCCUGGAGGGACUGGGCAUGUUGGACGGAGACCUCAUGCUGGCCGACCCCGCCGUGGAGGACUCUUUCCGCUCGGACCGCCUCAAAUGAGCCGCCGCCCAGCCCUGCACUGCCUCCCCAUCCCCUCUGGAGUCAAUGUGUUUGGGGUGAAGGGGGCAGAGUGGUGUAGAAACUCCCCUCUUCUCCACCAAAACGUAGCCGACGGAGGUGACACAGAUUGGAUGGAGCCCUGCUUUGCUAGACUCUCUCGCUGGCAGUUGACCAGCUACAGGAUUCGCAAAAUGGGAUCCAAACGUUUAAGAGAUUUGGGUUCAUUUUGGGCAGAAAAUCCACAUGCCCUCUCUUUGUUAUGGAGCAACUGCGGAUGAGGUUAUUUCUGCUACAUUCAAGCACUUGUUGAAAAUGCUGUUAUGAUGCUUGAGCAGUCAAAACUAAACUUAACAAAAUAGGCAUUAGGUUGUACGAGUCUUAUCUGCAUGGUAACUAAAUGCACUUGGGAUAAUGCAAACACGCAGGGAUCACGCAUGUGAUGUCAGCUUGAUAUAAAAGAAACAAGUCAGUUGCACUUCUUAAAAAUCUUAUGAUAUGCAUUUGUCAAGCCAGGCCUUAACUAUGCUUUUUUGGCUUUGUGUAAACUGUUUUCACUCCUACACUCUAAUGAGAGGCCUGGAGUUACUGACCAAAUUUGCCAUAACUAAUAGUAGAAUAAUAAUUCUACUUCAUGAACUGUACAACCAUUUUUUCCCUGUUCUCUUCAUCGCUACCAGCAACUGGCCAGCCAAUUGAGAAUUGGGCCUUUUGACUUGGGUAUUAUUUUAUUUAGUGAAUCCAGGCAAAUUUGUGUUCAAUGUUUCAACAGUCAUAGAAGUCAUACAGAAAUCAGAUGACCAAGCUCCUAUAUUUCGGAGAGUUUUUAAAAAUGAGUUUAAGAAAUGUGGUCAUUUUGUAUAUAGUUUUUUUCAAUGGAAGAUCAUCUCUAGCCAUCGUAUGUAAUGCUUCUGUCCUUUUGUUUACAUACUUUAAAAGAAAAAGUCAUCUUCAUUGGACAUUGACACCACAUGAUAGCCACGGAUUCUCAAACCGACUCAAUCUGGUAAUUGACCAAUCAAGAGUUGAGUAGAUUUUUCAGAACCAGAACUCAAAUGUUUUUUCUCUCAGCUCUGUUUUGCUGGCCUAUCUGAUCCAUUGUCUUGCGUAUACAGCUUGUUUCAACAUGGCAGCUGUAGUUCCUUCGACGCCAGUUUUUCUCUCUGCCACCUGGUAAUAAGUCUGGAUAUUGUUUGUAAGCUUUAGCUGUGUCUUUAACUUUUGCUAUGUACCUUGUGUGCCUGCUAUAGCGUCGGCACCCUUUUUAGAAUAUACACCUGCUCCGGAUAAUUUGUUAGAAUAGAGUUCUCCUCCGUUCCUUCAGAUUACAUUAGAAAUUAUGAAAGAUCAAAUGGGUCUUGGGGUUGGUGUGGGAGAUUACCAGAGGUUGGGGGGUAAUGCAUUUAAACGAGAUGUUUCGUGUGAUUUGAAGUAAGUUGAAUACGCAAGGCUAACUAAGUUGGCGACCGCACAGCUGUAUCGUGUCCUAUGUAUUGUAAACGCUGCAAUCCCAAGGUUGUUGAGCUUGAGUG
Hypomesus transpacificus is the source of this 3963-nucleotide messenger RNA. RefSeq names its product CREB-regulated transcription coactivator 2. Gene Ontology annotation, molecular function: cAMP response element binding protein binding. The transcript has 15 exons. Gene Ontology annotation, biological process: protein homotetramerization; positive regulation of transcription by RNA polymerase II. The record is from RefSeq and is a predicted model, not a curated record. NCBI's taxonomy places the organism in Eukaryota, Metazoa, Chordata, Actinopteri, Osmeriformes, Osmeridae. Gene Ontology annotation, cellular component: nucleus; cytoplasm. The coding region runs from base 50 to 2434 and encodes 794 amino acids.